AUUACUAAAGUAAGGGAGCUUUAUUUAAAAACUCCAUGAUUGACAGUGAUACUGAUAAAUUUUCACAACAUGUAUCGUGUACAAUUGCACCUUACGUAGAACAGCAACCUGUAGUUGGCAUUGAAGUUUACUUCUUGAGACAAUUGGCUAAUCCUUUUCGUGUUGCCUGGACUCUUAUCAAGUUAGGCUAUGAACCGUUGGCACCAGUUCAGUUCAAUUCGCCUCUUGCUCUAUUCGGUUUAUCAUCUCCAAUUUAUGUUUAUCCGAAUUUCUUCAAGUAUACCUAUCAUUUAAUGAAAACAAUAGGUGUUUGGAAUGUGUUGUCAACAGGAUUGUUUGCAAAUGCUACACACGAUUUUAUUGUGGAAAUAUUUCGUGCAGCGUUUAGACGAAGAACAAAUAUAUGGAUGCGAACAGAAAAUAAUUUUUACAAUAAAAAACAGAUCUUCAUGCAUACUACUACUAAUCAACAAACCAAUAAAGAAUUUCAGGCUGAAAGACUUUUGGAAGAGUCAAGACUUUCAGUUUUCUUUGAAAGAUUUACUGAGAUAUUAUCACUGAAACUUUGGGAAGUCGUAGUUAGUCAUCCAUUUUAUGUGAUUACUGUUCGACAGAUUGCAGCUUUGAUUGGCAAGGAGACUCAGUAUACAUUUUUUCCUAUGGCUGUUCGAGCUGUUUACCGUGAAAAUGGUAUUUUAGGAUUUUUCCAGGGUUUUAUACCACGUUUAAUUGGUGAAAUGAUUUUAACAUCUGCUUAUUAUUGUUCUUGUCGUCUAGUCAGAUUAUUGAUAUUUGGAUUAGGUAGAAGAUCUACUGAAAAUAUGAAUAUUUUACGUGUAUUAUUAUACUAUACAUUACAUAAUUAUACAUAUCCAUUUGAAUUAACCGGUUGUGUUAUGGCUUUACAUGGUGCAAAUUUAAUUGGUGCUAAUGAAUCGAAUUCUUUUCAUAAUUGGUAUGAAUGUCAACGUUAUCUUAUUCAAAAUCAACAAAUCAUUCGUGGUUGGCGUCCAUUUCUACGUAGUCAUGUUCAAUCAAUUCAUUUACCGAAAUUAAAAAGCUAGUUUAAUUCAUUUAUAUUAUUAUUAUUAUAUAAAUAAUCUGUUGUAAAAUAAUAGAACAAACAUCUUACAUAGAUAUUUCAUUGUAUGAUUGUACUUUUCAUUCUUCUAGUCAAUAUGUUUCAUGUAAUUUUUGUUUGUUUGUAUAGUUUCCAUAUGAAUAAAGCUUGUAGCUGUGAUUAAAAUUAAAUUUUAUACCCAUCCACCCCUUCAUUCUCCUCUCCCCCCCUCGACUGUUUUUUAUGUUCUUUUAUUUUUAUUUGUAAACAAUAAUGGUGGUGGUACUUUGAGUCAUGUGAUGUAAUGAUUUAAGUAUUCAAGUUGUUGUUGUUGUUGUUGUUGUCGUCGUCGUCGUCAAGAUUUCAACAGGAAUUCAACAUUGAAUAUCUAAAAGGUAGUAAAUGUUUCAAAUAAUUUGGUUGAUUGAUUUCAAUUUCAAUAGUUCUAAUGUUUUUUUUUAUACCUUGGUAAAACUGGUCUUCAGUUCUUUAAAAGGAAGUGAUCCAUCUCAACAUGAUCAAAGAAAUAAAUAUAGAAAUCAUAAAGUUUAGAUAAUGGGAGAAGAUUUGUAGUUUAGGCGAAUGAUUUUGAUGGAAUUUUGUUCUUUGAGUUGGAUAGGUAUGUCGUGGUGCUUUUAUUGUGUUCUUUUUCUUUUUUCUGAACAACAUUAGCAAAAACUUCAGGUAGAAGUAAAGUGUUCGAAUUUCUUCACAUACAUGAGUCAUAGCUUGUUUUGUAGACCUUGAUCUUGAUUGGUUACUGUUCACUUUUAACCUGUGAUUGUGUUGAAGAUGUUAGAUCCUCAGAACUCACUUGAUAAAUAUCUUAUUUCUGUAAUUCUAUUUUAAAAAAUUGGAUUUCUUGUUUUCGCGCCAAAAACGUUCAUUUUCGCCUUUAUGUUGUAUUUUCUGCUUGGAGGGAUCUUAAAUACUAUUGGUUUGUUGUAUGUUUUAGUGUGCUAUUUUGUAAUGCUUCUCAAGGAUAUUUUUAUGCUGUAUAUAUACUCUUGAUUUGUGAUUGUUGUUGUUGUUGUUGUUGUUCGUGCUUCUGGUUGCUUGUGGAAUAUAUUUCCCUCUUCUGAACUUGGACUUCUCUCUCUAGUUAGCAGGGCUGGUACGCAUCGGAAUAGCUAGUUUAUUGGUUAUUAUAUCACAGAGUCUUCGUUCCGUUCUCAGAUUAGGUGAAUUCGUCACCGCUUCAAGCAUAUCACAUUAUUCACUUUAUUUUAAUUGUAUAUUCCAUUGAUUUGAUUCUUGGUCCUAUAUUUGUCCAUAGUUUUUCUGAUUGGUUGAUAAAUUGGAUCAAUUUCAAUAUAUCUGUUGAUUGCUGAUUGACCUUGAGUGCCAAGACUUCAUCAAUGUAAUAAAAUUACGCUUAAAGCUUAUCCAGUAAAAAUUCACUUUUGUUUAUAAUAGGUUAAUGAAAC
Messenger RNA from Schistosoma spindalis, 2487 nucleotides. Lineage: Eukaryota; Metazoa; Platyhelminthes; Trematoda; Strigeidida; Schistosomatidae. The record is from the annotation of a GenBank genome assembly.